Ceraceosorus guamensis is the source of this 2247-nucleotide messenger RNA. RefSeq lists its product as hypothetical. Lineage: Eukaryota; Fungi; Basidiomycota; Exobasidiomycetes; Ceraceosorales; Ceraceosoraceae. The record is from RefSeq and is a predicted model, not a curated record. The transcript is spliced from 3 exons. Bases 1 to 2247 code for a protein of 748 amino acids.
AUGCUGUUGCGCGUUGCUCUCGUUUGUUUCCUCGCGCUCACUGCACUGCUCAACGUUCCUUGUGAGGCGGCAACCUCGCAGCAUCUCAACAAGGUUGCGAACAUUGAUGUAGCUCGUGACGCAUUCUACUCGGGCCAAUAUCCAAGCCCUGUCCAUCAACGCGCGGCGACCGGCGCAGCGGACGAUUCGACAACAUCCUCGUCGCCCAGUCAGGCGCCCGGCCAGACAGCUUCGCCGAAGAGUUCCUGGCGCAUGAACAAUGCCAAGUUUUGUCCCAAUUCCCUUUCUCCGGCUGCUUCCACGUCCACGUCUGCAGCUGCGGCUGCGUCUACACCCGCUGUACACGCUCAGAAGCGGCAAGUAAAUCAGAGGAAGAAGCGACCCAACAAGAAUCCACCCAACAAGAAUCCACCCAACAAGAAUCCACCCAACAAGAAUCCACCCAACAAGAAUCGGGACACACUUGGGGACGACAUGAAGAAGGAACGAUACGGCGAUAAAUGCAAAGCCAAACCAGGCCUACAAUACCGUAACAGUCGCGCCAUUGACCCUGAUCCGACAUUAGAGAACACGCCUGGUGUUUGGGUGACAGGGCGUGAGGGACGGGGUCAGCCAAGCAACAGAAAGAACUGGGGAAACUGUGAGCAUUUUCUCGAAAAGCGGAUCAUCACAACUUUAUUCAUGCCAGACUUGGUAGAAUUCAUGGUCCAAGACAGGCCUGAAGCGUUUCCAAACACCGCCACUGCAGAAGCCAAGAUUUGCGUGGCACUCUUCCAGCACAGAACUGACUGGGAUGGAGGAGUCGUCAGCACUUUGAACAGCGACGGAAACCUCGUUGGCGUGCCCUCUACAAUCAAUCAGCUCAAAACCAAGAUGAUCGAAAAAUUUGUGCAAGAGAAGACGUAUACCUGGAACCCAGAGGAACAAGGUAACACCGACUUGAACAACAACAAAGCAGCACCUGGCCUGAAACAAUAUAUCACCGAUGCAACCCGGCGAAGGACUGCGGAAGACAACGCAAGAACGAUGCAGCAAACCGUUCUCAAGAUCCUGACUACCUCCGGGACGUGGAUUCCCCGUCGGACGUACGACCCUAAGCGGUGGUCCAGUCUCGGCAACGGCAUUUACGAUCAGAUCAGGGACACGAUCACUUUGAUGGAGCCAAGAAUUGCCGCAGCGCCACUUGAACAUUGUGGUAUGAAUCCGACGGGAUAUCAGAAAAGCACAACGACUGACGCCAACGCCGCUGCAGGGAGUGGUGCGAACGGUGCGCCAGCGACACCGCCCCCCGAAGAGGAAGGCGCGAUCCCUAAAAGGAGUGCCGAGACUGGCUGCUGUCCAGAGAACACCCUGAUUGGGGAAAGAUGGCGCCCUUCCAACGAGGACUUCCAGAAUAGUGAAAAACCAAAGGAUCCAAACGAUCGGUCACAAUGUCCGCGCGUCAGCUGCAAUCCUAAAUUACAAUGCUGUCGCAGGCCCGAUGGCCGCAGUAAAGAUCUACCGGACUCAACAGCUGGUCCAGGCAACAGCGUAAAGGGUCGUCGCGAGAUGCUGAGCGCCCCAGUCUUUGGCGGAAAGAUGGUCCAUCGGGCCCAGCCCGACCAAUGCAAGAAGAACAACGGCAACGAGAAUGACGCAAACGCUCCAGGACCAGCUGAUGUAGCCGCGCUUGGAAAAGCGUUGAGCGGAGGAGACAAGACGGCUGCACAGAGCCUCGCAGCGGCAGCGGCAGCAGGCGCUGUACCGGCAGCGGAAGCACUGGUCGCGGCAGCAGCAAGCGAAGCCGCGGUAGCGGCGAUCGCGGCAGUCGCGGCAGCAGUAGCACCAGAGGCGGCAGCAGCUGCUGCUGCCGCCGCGGCUGCCGCAGCACUUGCCUCAGCAGCAACAUCGGGAAGUCAGCCAGCGGCGGCGGCUCUCAUCAAAGCAGCAGCGGGUGCAGAUGGACCGGCUAAGAAAGAGCUGACAGGCAUCAUCAAGGUCCCUUUUCUGCCGGCUAGCUCGUCCGACUCUGCUUCACCAACGUCGGCAUCGGGCAUCACCGGCGUCAUUCCCCCGUCUUCGAGCUCCUCUCUUGUAGCCACCCCCACUGCAAGACCUCCUGGCGCUCCCACUUCCUCAUCUUCCAGCUCAGUCUCUACUCCUAACGCCAAGCCCACGCAGCCACCCACAGGUGAUGGGGAGGACACAACAGGCAGCACUGACAUACCUUCGGGAAACGCCGGACGCCCCAAUCGGAGGUAUAAUUGA